CCCCCCUCUCCUCUGCGAUCCCAAAAUUGGGAAACGUUCAUUCAUCCAUCCUCCAUUCUUCCUUCUCAAAGAAUCUUCCUCCUCCCUUCUCUCUCCACCCUCUCUCUCUCUCUCUCUCUCUCUCUCUCUCUACCAUCGACCGACCGUCUGCUGGUUGCUGUCCUCCCAGGUUCUUCUUCUUCGCCUACCUGCCCCUCCUCUUCUACUUUGUAUGUACAUAUAACAGCUAUACGUAUAGUAUCACGAGCUUGGUCCCGUAAUUAUCUAGUUUUCUGCGUCUGCGAAGGGGUUUCAGUGCGUAAUUCGCUCGAUUGAAGGCCCAACGGGACGCUUAAUCCUCUGGAAUUUGAAGGGUUGUCGGUGUAAAUACUGUGUCGGUUGACUUCUCCUCUGUCGUCUUUAGUAAGUUCCUAGGUGCCGUGUUCUGGGUUCGUGAAUUAGCGGUUGAGCUUGUGAAUUGUGAUUAUUAAGGUUAUCUGAUUGUAAAGUGGGGUUUAUUACUAUUCGGGAGGCCUUGUUAUCCUCGAACUCUUAGCGGUGAUCGAGGAUAGUUCAUUGCGGAAACAUUGAUGUCUGCUGGAUUAUCUUCUGAUAUAGGGAUUUGGUGAAUUAGGAUUCUGAGGGAUAUUGCAAUUAGUACUGAAUCUCUCGUUGUUAGGGUUUAAAGGUGUAGACUUUGUCGUAGUUUGUCUUCGAUCCUGCAAGAACAGAGCAUCUGUUGCUGUAUCUGGUGAACUGGGUUGAGGUUGUUUCGUGAAGUCAGAAUGGUUCAGUCGAUUACGACCACUUCUCUCCUUGGGUGUGGGCCUCUGUGCAGGGUACUUCCUACUAAAGAUGUCUCACUCCGAAGGAAGUGCCGUGUAACUUGCCUCAUCCCAGUGCAAGAAUUCACCGGACGGAGGCUGAUGAUUGCUUCACCUCCUCCUGUGCUGAGAUUGAGGGCGAAUGUGUCCUCAGUUUCACCGAUUAAGGCCCUCGCGAUGGAGCUGACCAAGGAGGCAUACUCGUUCAAGGAAGAGGAGAGGAUCCCACGGGGUUUGAACUACCACGUGGAAACGGAUGUUGAUAGGAAGCCUGGGUUAUGGCCCCCGCCCAACCGAGCUGACAAUCCCUCCUUGCACAACCCUCUGCUGCGGCAAGAAAGGAUGGGGUGUGGGUGGUUAGGAGCAAUACUUGAGUGGGAAGGAGUCAUUAUUGAGGACAAUCCUGAACUUGAGAAGCAAGCUUGGCUUGCUCUCUCUCAAGAGGAGGGGAAGUCCCCUCCUCCUGCCUUUGUCCUUCGAAGAAUUGAGGGGAUGAAGAAUGAGCAGGCCAUCUCUGAGGUCCUCUGCUGGUCACGGGACCCAACGGAGACGAGGAGGUUAGCUUCAAGGAAAGAGGAGAUCCACCAAGCAUUGCAGGGUGGAAUCUACAGGCUCCGAGAUGGGUCACGGGAGUUUGUAAACGUGCUGAUGCACUACAAAAUCCCGAUGGCUUUGGUCUCUCCGAGCUCAAGAAAGUCACUCGAGAAUGCAAUCGGGGCCACUGGGAUCGAAGGCUGCUUCACUGCGAUAGUGGCUGCGGAAGAUGUACACAGGGGAAGGCCCGAUCCUGAGAUGUACAUAUACGCGGCGCAGCUCCUGAAGUUUAUACCUGAGAGGUGCAUCGUGUUUGGGAACUCAAAUCAGACAGUCGAGGCUGCCCAUGACGCGAGGAUGAAGUGUGUGGCUGUGGCAAGCAAGCACCCUGUGUAUGAGCUGGGGGCUGCUGAUCUGGUGGUUAGGCAAUUGGAUGAGCUCUCAAUUGUUGAUCUGAAGAACCUGGCCGAUAUCGAAUCAGCGGAGUUUGGGUCAGGGGAGCCAGAGGUUGAGAUGGAGUUGGAAGAAGACGAAGACCCAGGUAUGAGGUCCAUGGCAGCGGUCGAUGAUGGGUUCUGGUAGUUUGAAGAAGAUGUUGUACAGAAGUUAAUGUAGUAUAUCAUAUGUAUGGAUGCAAUGUGGUUUCCUUUCAAUUCUUGGUCACAGCAAAUGAUGUAUCCACCUUGUUAUGGCAAAGGUGGAACAAUGAAAAACAUUACAAAAGAAAAAGAAAAAGAAACAAGGCUGUCUGCAUUGGACUGCCUUAAUUGUUACGAUGUACCUAAUCUUCUGUAAUAUGUGACAUAGCUUUUCAUAA
Molecule: messenger RNA, 2154 nt
Organism: Punica granatum (pomegranate)
Lineage: Eukaryota; Viridiplantae; Streptophyta; Magnoliopsida; Myrtales; Lythraceae
Source: RefSeq, a predicted model, not a curated record